Messenger RNA from Ricinus communis (castor bean), 1695 nucleotides. Its product is annotated as transcription initiation factor TFIID subunit 15. The coding region runs from base 205 to 1386 and encodes 393 amino acids. The transcript is spliced from 8 exons. The record is from RefSeq and is a predicted model, not a curated record. Lineage: Eukaryota; Viridiplantae; Streptophyta; Magnoliopsida; Malpighiales; Euphorbiaceae. Gene Ontology annotation, molecular function: RNA binding.
AGUCACGAUAACUACGGUGGAAGCAAAUCGAGAAACUCUUCUGUUAAAAAUAUUGUGAAGCUCUCUUUCUCUCUCGUCUCGUCUCGUCUCUCACUGAUUUCCAAGUAGGGCAAGAACGGAGAAAAGCGAUCGAAACAUUUCAUCCUGACAGUAAGGUAGAACUGAAAGCUAGUGCUGUUUGUGCCAAUUUGAUGAAAUUAGAGCAUGAUGGCAAGCUAUUCAGGAAAAGGUGCCUCUGCAAAUGGGUCUGUCUAUGUUUGUAAUUUGCCGCAGGGUACUGAUGAGGAUAUGUUGGCUGAAUAUUUCGGUACCAUUGGGUUGCUAAAGAAAGACAAGCGAACAGGCAGGCCUAAGAUAUGGUUGUACCGAGACAAACUGACAAAUGAGCCUAAGGGGGAUGCUACUGUUACGUAUGAGGAUCCACAUGCUGCUCAGGCUGCUAUUGAAUGGUUCAACAACAAGGAUUUUCAUGGCAAUUUAAUUGGAGUUUUCAUGGCAGAGUCCAAAAACAAAGACGAACAUGCUUAUAAUUCAGAGGUUGAUCCCAAUGCUGUUGGUGAUUUUGGUGGGCUGGAGGAAACUGCUGGGGAUAUGAAUGAUGAUGGUGGAAGGGGUAGAGGCAAGGGUGAUGCUUCCGGGAAAGCAUGGCAACAGGAAGGAGACUGGUUGUGUCCAAAUACAAGCAGUUGUUCCAACGUAAAUUUUGCCUUUCGUGGUGUGUGCAACCGUUGUGGAAGUGCUCGACCUUCUGGUGCCUCUGGUGGGAGCGCAGGAGCCGGUCGUGGGAGGGGUCGUGGUGGCCAGAACUCCGGGGGCCUUGGUCGGGCCGCUACUGGUUCUACUGGACUUUUUGGUCCUAAUGACUGGCCUUGUCCAAUGUGCGGCAAUAUCAAUUGGGCAAAACGUACAAAGUGCAAUAUUUGCAAUACUAAUAAACCUGGUCAUAAUGAAGGUGGUGUUAGAGGAGGACGGGGUGGUGGUUACAAAGAACUUGAUGAAGAAGAAAUAGAAGAAACUAGGCGACGACGAAAAGAAGCUGAAGAAGAUGAUGGUGAGUUAUACGAUGAAUUUGGCAACCUGAAGAAAAAGUUCCGUGCCAAAACUCAACAAGCUGAGUCUGGGCGGGUGCUUCCAGGUGCUGGCCGUGCAGGAUGGGAGGUUGAGGAACUAGGUGUAAUUGACAGAGAUGGCAGAGAAAGAAGCAGAGAGAGAGUGAGAGAGAGGGAUGAUAGGGAAAGCAGCAAAAAUAGAGAACAUAAUGGCAGGGAAAGGCGCAGAAGUCGAAGUAGAGAGAGGGAUAGGGGAAAGGACCGAGACUGGGAUUACGAUUAUGAUCGAGAUAGAGAUUAUGGUCGUGACAGGGACAGGGACAGGUAUCGGCACUGAGGAUGGCAACAAAGGUUUUUAGCUUUUUGUUUGGUGUUCUUGUGGAACUGGUUUUGGCAUCCUCUUUUGUGGUGGAAAUGAGCACUGAGGAUGGCAACAAAGGUUUUGAGCUUUUUGUUUGGUGUUCUUGUGGAACUGGUCUUGGCGCAUCCUCUUUUGUGGUGGAAAUGAUGACACUUGAUUUUUAAGUCAUGUUGUAAUUGCCAUUUUUUUCCUGAACUCAAACAUUUGUGCUGCAAUACAACUUUAAUUGAAGUUAAUACUUCAUAUUUCAUCAAUUAUGGAACUGGGCAAUUGAUUUUUGAGCUA